This is a messenger RNA of Blepharisma stoltei, 1140 nucleotides long. NCBI's taxonomy places the organism in Eukaryota, Ciliophora, Heterotrichea, Heterotrichida, Blepharismidae. The record is from the annotation of a GenBank genome assembly.
AUGUGAACAUCAGAAUCCCAGCUCAAGCAUCUAUGGAAUAAAGCCGUCAAGAAAAAUGCAGGAAUGAAAAAGCCUUUUGUGCUCAGAAUCAAUGCAAAAUAUUGCUAUGUAAAUGAAAAGCUCAAACUCGUAGGCGAUGUAAAUCACGAGUCUUUAAGCUUAUGGAAAAAGUGGGAGAAUAAAGAAAAUGACCAGACUAAAUGGUUUAAUAAAGCGCAAUCAUUAGCCAGCCAAUUUCAAAGGUUAAAAGACAGAGCAUGGGGCGAAAACAGCUUCAAGUCUAAUGAAGAGCGAAAAUGGCUGAAAAAUUACCUUCCAGAAAUCAUUAUUGACAACCCAGCCACUUUAGCUAGCAUACUAAAAGCAGCUGUAGUUAAAACUACUGGAAACAUCAGCUAUUUCAACCCAACUCCACCAAGAUCUCCAGUCGUAUACUACAUAGCUGACAAAUACAAUAUGUGCAUCCACAAUACUUUUUUCCCAUAUAGAGAUUAUUACUAUGAGGCUAAAAAAGAGUAUGAUUAUCUUCCAAAGGCUGCCAAAGAAUUAUACGAAAAAGCCAAUGAACUCGACACUUUGAGAAACCAAGCAGAAUCUAUAAAAGUAGCCAACGCAGAAUAUCUGAAUUAUCUAAACAACGCUAUUUCUUGAAGAGAAGUCUAUAAACGCCCACUAUCUACUAUAUUUGGUGAAAACUUAAAAGUGAUGAGCAAAAUAUCUCUUUUUUUACUUAUAAAAGCUGAAAACUUGAUCAAUCAUUUAAUGAACAAAAUUGAAAGGAUAUGCAGAGACAAAACGGGGAAAAAUAAAAAAAAUAAAGUCAUACGUGAAGCUGUUAAUGAUUGUAUCAAAGAAUAUCCGCAAGACAAAUAUAUAGCCCAUUACACUAUUUGUGGAGAAAAUCUGAAUAACUACACACCUACACUUUCUAUAAUUGAACAAUCAAUACUACAUGAAGAUUCCUGAUAUGAAGCUACUGAAACUAACGGCGAAGUCAUUGAUUUCCAGGAUUUCCCACUCAUUAAACCUAAUUCAACUGUCAAUUUAGGACAUGGGAUUGUUGCAAAGAUUUUUAAAAUUGAAGAUAUUUGGUUUGACAGCGGAGUUUUAAAGAGGAUUCGAGGAAUUGAAAGUUAUUAG